This is a messenger RNA of Rhodofomes roseus, 915 nucleotides long. Its product is annotated as GNS1/SUR4 membrane protein. The transcript has 7 exons. Gene Ontology annotation, biological process: fatty acid elongation, polyunsaturated fatty acid; sphingolipid biosynthetic process; fatty acid elongation, saturated fatty acid. NCBI's taxonomy places the organism in Eukaryota, Fungi, Basidiomycota, Agaricomycetes, Polyporales, Fomitopsidaceae. Bases 1 to 915 code for a protein of 304 amino acids. The record is from RefSeq and is a predicted model, not a curated record. Gene Ontology annotation, molecular function: fatty acid elongase activity. Gene Ontology annotation, cellular component: endoplasmic reticulum membrane.
AUGGCUCCCAUUGCAGACUUCCUCGCCAGCGUCAUCCCGUGGUCGCUCCCGCCCCACCUCCAGAGCUAUGUCCCCGGCAAGACGCCCUUGUCGACGCCCCAGCAGGUCUUCCCGACGCUCGCAGGAUACCUCGCGGUCGUGUUCAGCCUGCGGGCGUACAUGAAGAACAGGCCGCCAAUGAAGCUUCAGGCCCUCUUCCAGGCGCACAACAUUAUCCUCAGCGCGGGCAGCUUGCUCCUGCUCACCUGCAUGGCGGAGGAGAUCGCCCCGCUUUUCUGGAAGCACGGUCUGUUUUGGUCAAUGUGCAAUGACGACAUGUGGACGGACAGGCUGGAACUCUUCUAUAUUAUCAACUACUACUUCAAGUACCUCGAGCUCCUCGACACUAUCUUUUUGGCGCUUAAGAAGAAGCCUCUUGCGUUCUUGCAUGUGUACCACCAUUCUGCAACGGCCCUGCUAUGCUUCACGCAACUUAACGGGAAGACGAGUGUGCAAUGGAUUCCCAUCACGAUUAAUCUGUCCGUUCACGUCCUAAUGUACUACUACUACUAUGCGACCGCGGGUGGUGCCAAGAUAUGGUGGAAGAAGCAUUUGACGACCAUGCAAAUUGUGCAAUUUGUCAUUGAUCUGGUCGCUGUGUACUUUGCAACGUACUCCUACUAUGCCGCCUCCUACUUCCCGAACCUCCCGAGCUUUGGCUCCUGUGCCGGCACGGAAUCCGCUGCUGUCUUCGGCUGCGCAAUCCUGUCGAGCUACCUGGGACUCUUCGUCCAGUUCUACAUCAACACGUACAAGAAGCCUGUCAGGGGCAAGGCACCCAUCGCCAACGGCAAGCCUAUUGCAAACGGCAACGGCGUCGCCAACGGUCAUGGGUAUGUUUUGAAGCGCCAUUCUUGCCUCGGGACGACCACCUGA